AUGAACCAUCGCUUCUGUGCUAUUGCUGGUGCUGUUAUCGCACUCACUAGCCGUGUGCAAGACGCCGUUGCGAUGAUGCAAGGGAAGCUGCAAAUCUACAGGGACCCAGCUUUCAAGCGACUCCGCCGGAUCAUUGGCAUUUCGAUCCCGAAUCUGUGCUACGAUAUGCCCUGUGCUGACCUCAGUGGCAUUAUCUGUUCAGCCAAGUGGACAGGUCUUCCAGCAAAGGGGUCCCCUUCUGAUAGCGACCAAGUGAAGAUUGCGUUCUAUGCUGGUAGCAAUUGUACAGGUAAGUUCGUCCUGCUGAAAACAAGUGCAGGACAGGUACUUGACUUUGCCGAAUUUGGCCUGGACCAUGCCGUCACCUCUUUUGCGGUGCUCGAGACGUCAAUGAUGAUGAUGCACUUAUCCAGCAACAUUUGUGAAUGGUAG
Molecule: messenger RNA, 432 nt
Organism: Peronospora matthiolae
Lineage: Eukaryota; Oomycota; Peronosporomycetes; Peronosporales; Peronosporaceae
Source: the annotation of a GenBank genome assembly